Salvia splendens (bonfire salvia) is the source of this 747-nucleotide messenger RNA. RefSeq lists its product as uncharacterized. Bases 126 to 410 code for a protein of 94 amino acids. The transcript has 3 exons. NCBI's taxonomy places the organism in Eukaryota, Viridiplantae, Streptophyta, Magnoliopsida, Lamiales, Lamiaceae. The record is from RefSeq and is a predicted model, not a curated record.
UAAAUAUUGCCAUCUUUCUAAACCCUACCUUUCUAAUCUCAUUCCUGCAUCUUUUGGUCAAACAACCUGCACUAGUUGCUUUCGUCUUCUUAAUUCAUUCUCUCUCACAUUUUCUGUUGAGAAUCAUGGGAUCAGAAUCCUCUGCACAAUACAUCCACAAGGUACAACACCUAAUAGAAGAGUGCAUCGUAUUCAACAUGAGCAAAGAGGAAUGCAUGGAUGCUCUCUCCAAAUAUGCAAAUAUAAAGCCUGUUAUUACUUCUACUGUGUGGAAGGAGCUGGAGAAAGAGAACAAGGAGUUCUUCGAAGCAUACGCGAAGGAAAGAGGCGCAUCUCAAACGGAAGCAAGUGAAAGCACCCACAAUAUACUUUUGGACUCUUCCAAGAAAGAUGACAACAAUGGUGAAUAGACCCAUUCUUACAAAAAAACUACUAUAUUCGGAGCUUGCAUUUCUUGCAAUAUACUAUAUGUAUAAAUCUUUUCAUAAAUCUCAUGAAUAUAAUUCGUACGAUCAAUUGUACCAUCCAAAGUAUUUCAGUCACGAGUUUCCUUUGAAGGGCCAGAAUCAUAAGUUUCAAUCGUGAGAAAAGAGAGCUACCCCACACAACCAACAUAGAUUUACAACCAAAUAAUAUCGUGUAAUGACCCUCUCCUCACACUUUAUUUGCACUAUUUGUAUGCUUAUGAUGUUUGGAAAUGAAGGUCGGCCCAUGGGUCGCGCUGCCAUUGGGUGCUUUCAGUUGAUA